CGCACUGAAUAUAACUAUCAAAACUUGCAUUACUACAAGCACAUAGAUUUACGAUCAAAAGCACGUUAUUGGAAAUUUGAACAACGUCUUAUCAAUCUAUCAGAAGGGAAGUGCGUCACUUGGUCACUCCACUUCAAGCGUGUCGCGAUUUGUCCCGGAAUUGUAAGUUCCUCACUACUGCGAGACAGGUUCAUCAUGGCAGAUACUCUGGCAGGUCCUAGCCAUUUCCAGGUUCUUCCCAGGGCGUCUCUCAAACACUCUGGAAGGCAAUAUCACAAGCGGAUCCCAGCCCUUAAAAUUCCCAAGGGCAGAGCGCUCUCAGGGAAGACCGAUGAGCAAGUACUAUUUCAGAGCGGCGCAGCAUCUUGCAGAGGCGCUCACGCCAGAAAUAGGGCUAUGUUGUCCUGUGCUGCAGCGUCAGCCGAGCCAGCAGCAUCUUCAACUCUCUCUGAACUUGACCUUGUGCCCGUUCUGAACCUCCAGGGAAUGAUAGAGCCAGAGGUGCCUGCGGGUACCGCUGCCUCCGUGUUUGCCAUUUUUGACGAAGGCAAAAAGCUGCAAUUUGUGGGGUUCUCAAAGGACCUGCGGAAUUCUCUGCGCACAGUCUUCAGUCGCAGGCCUGACAAGGCCUUCUUCUACAAGGCGGUGAAUCUGCCCCAGCUGGACCAAAACGAGAUGGUUGCAAUCAGGACAGCCUGGUUUGAGGAAGUUGGUGGGGCGCCCACCGGCAACAAAUUGGCUAUGGAGCGGAAAGCUUGGUCGGAGCCGGUGGCUGCUGGCGCAAUCAGUGAGAGAGGGAGACUCGAGGCAGCGAAGAGCCAGGCCCUAGAGCUGCUGGUGAUGAUCAAGUCCCGAGGGUGCAAAGAAGAGUUUGUGGCCAAGCCAGAUCUCCUUCUGGAGGGCAAGGUGGACUUUGAGCCGGCGGCAGCGCUGACAGAAGAGGAGCUGGCACAGCGUAGGGAACAGGCUGCGCAGCUGUCCAAGGCCACGCGCACUGUCGCCUUCACGCUCGACGACGAGCCUUCACAGUUUGAGCUGCGCAUUCGCAACAAUUACAAGACGAACGGCGGCCGCAUGUUUGACGUGAACGUCACAUUCGAGGACCGGGAGACGACGCACCGAGUGAUUGUUGGGAAGGAGUACUACGAGGACUUUGACCUGGACCCCGAGGAGGUCCUGGUCAUGACCUUUCAGUUCCUGCUCAAGAAGAAGACCCCUCGCCAGACAGAAGGCAUGCUGCUGAGCAGCCAGUUCAAUAUCAACUACUUUGCCAUCUCUGAGGUGGACCAGUGGUGGAGCGAUUUUGUGAACGAGUGGACCAAUAUUGGGAAGACGCUACAGGGAGAUGGCAAGUUCUGGCGCAUGAACAGGUGCGAGACUGACCUGGCAGUUGCAUGGCUACGGCGGCAUGGCAAAUGA
Molecule: messenger RNA, 1419 nt
Organism: Coccomyxa subellipsoidea C-169
Lineage: Eukaryota; Viridiplantae; Chlorophyta; Trebouxiophyceae; Coccomyxaceae
Exons: 12
Coding region: 196-1419 (407 amino acids)
Source: RefSeq, a predicted model, not a curated record